Trypanosoma cruzi is the source of this 525-nucleotide messenger RNA. RefSeq lists its product as uncharacterized. Bases 1 to 525 code for a protein of 174 amino acids. Gene Ontology annotation, biological process: deadenylation-dependent decapping of nuclear-transcribed mRNA. The transcript has a single exon. The record is from RefSeq and is a predicted model, not a curated record. Gene Ontology annotation, cellular component: cytoplasm. Lineage: Eukaryota; Euglenozoa; Kinetoplastea; Trypanosomatida; Trypanosomatidae.
AUGUACAGGAAGAACGUUUGUGUUGCCAUAUUUAAUGAGGACCUUCGCUUUCUUGGCUGCAGGCGCAUUCAAGACAAUUUAUUUCAGUUUGUGCAGGGAGGAAUAGAGAAGGACGCCGAUCUCCUCCAUGCCGCGUACCGCGAGGUGUACGAAGAGACUUCUCUUUGUAAGGAGGACCUUCACUUCGUGGGGGAAGUUCCGCCGCCCAGCGGUGAUCCGAGGGAGUUCCGCUACGAACUUCGCCGCACAUCAAAUCUCCGGAACUUUGGUUUCCAGGGCCAGGAGCAGCGCGUCCUGCUUUUCUUCACAGACUCCGGCAACAUCGAGAAGGUGAACGUCAUUCCACCCAAAGAAACCUGCGCGCAACAGGAGUUCUCUGAAGUCCACUGGAUGGAACUGAGGGAGAUCAUUGACCGCUGUCCGAGAGAAAAGAUUCACAUCUUUCUUGCCGUGGCCAAGGUGGGAGUCCCCAUGGCACGGGCUUUUCUGCAGUCCCGCUCAGCUCUUAAAAAGGACAGUAUUUAG